GUACACUACGCAUCUAGGUGGUAGCCAGGCACGGCACGGCACAGCGUUGGGGCUAGGAAGCCCCGCGAUCUUGUCGUCCUUUGCCCGACAUCGCCUGCCUGCCUGCCUCCGUCCAGCAAUGACCUCAAGGUUUGUCCUCGAGUCGAGCUAGUGGCCGCCGCUCACGCACCCACCAUCCGCCGCCGCCACUCUGAGAGACCGCUUCUCCUUGCCUAGUCGAGCGCUGUCACCCGCGCCAGCACUCCUCCUCUGGAAUGUGCAAGUCGGCGACGUAUUAGCUGCGGCCCAGUCCACCUCUUUGAGAUUCCUCUUAUUCGGCGUGCUCGUCGCGGGGUUUCUGGCCAAAAAAAGAAUUAUUUGCCCAAAAGAAAGCCGUCUGCUAGCAGUCCUUACCCACAGCGCGCGCAUCCCUGAUGGGCCUGCUGCCGACGGAUCGCCCACAUGGAACACGACGUGUCAAGCCGCGCCGGCAGUCGGCUGUCUCGUCACACGGAUCCCAACGCAAAGCCCGCCCCCGCGGCGCCCGGUGUCGGCCCCGAUGCAGACGCUUCUCCUCCUGGCCGAGCCGCCGUUGCAUCCGGCUCGCCGCUCCGUAGUGCUCAGGACCCGGCCGAUCAAAUGCAGGCGGACUCGACCGACGAUGAUAAUGACGACGACGACGGCUCUGACGUGGAUUCGGCGCUGGGCGAAGAUGACUUUCGUGAUGAUGACAGCAUGUCGACAGUCUCCCUCUCGGAAAGCAUUCUGCAGUAUCGCCUGAUCAAUGGCCGGAGGUAUCACAGUGCGAGUCACGGCUCGUCGUAUUGGGGCCCCAACGACGAGCGAUCCAGCGAUGCCGAGGACAUCAGCCACCAGGUGUUUUUAUGCCUGCUAGAGAACAAACUCUUCCUGGCGCCACUGCAGAAAGAAAAGAUCAGAAAAGUGCUAGACAUCGGCACAGGUACAGGCAUGUGGGCCAACGACUUUGCCGACGACUUUCCCGGCGCAGAGGUCAUAGGCACAGACAUCUCUCCGAUACAACCGGCCUGGACGGCGCCAAACUGCCGCUUCGAGAUGGAAGACGCGGAACUGCAAUGGACGUUUGCACGCAGCUCGUUCGACUUUAUCCACAUGCGCACAAUGGGUGGCGCGAUACAAGAUUGGCCCAAGCUGUACCGGCAGGCGUACGAUGCUCUUCGGCCGGGCGGGUGGAUCGAGAGCUACGAGACCGAAGCCAUGUUUUCCAGCGACGACUGCGAGAUCGCCGAGGACUCUCCGCUGAGGAUGUGGCCGCGUUACUUCGGGGAGGCCGGCAAGCUGAUGGGCCGGACGUUUCAAGUUGUGAGCGAGAAUGUCCAGGUCACCGGCAUAGAAGCUGCUGGCUUUAAGAACAUCGAGGUCGUGCAGAUGAAGUCCCCAAUUGGACCUUGGUCGUCAGAGCCGAGGCUGAAAAAGUCAGGUCUUUAUGCUUAUCUCGCGCUCGACCAAGACUUGGAAGGCUAUAUAUCCUAUGUCUGGACCCGUGUUUUGAAGAAGCCCAUCGAAGAGAUGCACGUGUACCUUGCGAGGUUUCGAAAAGCCAUACGCGCGCCGAACGCGCGAAUAUAUCUGCCCCAGAAGAUUGUCUACGCACAGAAGCCUCUCGAUGCAGAAUAGCUUGCGGACCGGGCGCAGGAUCAAGAGCGACCAGUCAUCUAUCACACGACACUUCAUGGCGGCCAGCGACCACAAUUACAAGAGAGUGUCCAACUCGUGAACACUUUGGGCUACCAGUCGGUCCAAUUCGCGGGCUCUGACGACAAAGCACAGGAUAUCUCAUGUCUGAGUAAUAAAAAAGAGGGGAAGGAACGACCUACGGAGGUUACAAAUCAUUUUCACAUAGGUAAUCAUGGUCAAUAGACAGACAGGUAAUCGUAA
Molecule: messenger RNA, 1896 nt
Organism: Microdochium trichocladiopsis
Lineage: Eukaryota; Fungi; Ascomycota; Sordariomycetes; Xylariales; Microdochiaceae
Product: S-adenosyl-L-methionine-dependent methyltransferase
Exons: 8
Coding region: 442-1635 (397 amino acids)
Molecular function (GO): methyltransferase activity
Source: RefSeq, a predicted model, not a curated record